Molecule: messenger RNA, 807 nt
Organism: Photinus pyralis (common eastern firefly)
Lineage: Eukaryota; Metazoa; Arthropoda; Insecta; Coleoptera; Lampyridae
Product: peroxiredoxin-6
Exons: 4
Coding region: 44-706 (220 amino acids)
Biological process (GO): cellular oxidant detoxification; cell redox homeostasis
Cellular component (GO): mitochondrion; cytosol
Molecular function (GO): peroxiredoxin activity
Source: RefSeq, a predicted model, not a curated record
CCUCAAUGAUCAAGUUUUCUACAGUGCAGAGAACAGUUUUAAAAUGGUAAAUCUAGGCGAACCUUUUCCAAAUUUUCAAGCAAACACCACCGUCGGCCCCAUACAAUUUUACGACUGGCUAGGCAAUUCAUGGGGAGUGUUGUUUUCGCACCCCUCCGACUUCACGCCGGUUUGCACCACCGAACUGGCUCGCGUCAUACAGCUUCACGGCGAGUUCGAGAGGCGCGGCGUCAAGGUGAUCGCCCUGUCGUGCGACUCGGUGGAGUCUCACCACGCGUGGGCGAACGAUAUAAAAAUGUACGCGAAAUGCGAUAGCCAAGAUGCAUUACCGUAUCCCAUAAUUGCAGAUGAGAGACGCGAACUGGCCGUACAAUUAAAUAUGAUCGAUCCGGACGAAGUGGAUGCGCAAGGAAUGCCGCUAACUGCCAGAGCUGUUUUCGUAGUCGAUCCAAAUAAGAAAAUGAGACUGUCCAUUCUUUAUCCGGCGACUACUGGACGCAAUUUUGAUGAGAUUUUACGAGCAAUUGACUCUCUUCAACUAACUGAUAAACAUCGAGUUGCCACCCCUGUAGACUGGAAGCCAGGCGAUUUCGUUAUGGUUCAACCGACUGUUCCUGAUCAGCACAUACCAACGUUGUUUCCUUAUACAACUGUAAUUCCUUUACCAUCUGGGAAGAGAUAUUUAAGACAGACACCGCAGCCAUAAUAUAUCUUUGGUGUUACACCAUUCCAGGGGAUCUUGAAUUCCCAUGUUAAGUUAUGCUAUGCGUUAUGUGAUUUUUACACAAUAAAUGUUCAGUGCGGGAA